AUGGACCCUCGAAACAGUGCCCAAGAUAUAAUGCGAUGUGACCUGUGUGAGACUACUAUAGUGCAGAUGCACUGCGAUACGUGCCUCGUCAACCUAUGUAGGGCCUGUGUAGGAGAUCACAUAUCAACUGAUGAAACCAUGGAUCACAAAGUGGUCAAAUUUCAAUCCAGAAAAACGAGCCCUCUCUACCCUAGAUGUGCCUCCCAUGAAAAAGAGCGAUGUGAGAUGUACUGUAGACAUUGUGACAUUCCUGUCUGCCUCACUUGUCUGGCAUCUGAUCAACAUCUUGGUCACAAAUUAUCAAAAAUCCUACAGGUUGUGGGUGAAAGAAAAGAAAUGAUCAAAAAAGAACUGAAUCAAUUAAAUGAUACAAUUUAUCCUACCUAUCUGGACAUUGCAGCUGUUGAACAAAACAGAAUGAGCCUCCCUCAAAAUGUAGCCUGUUUUAGAAAUGAAAAGUUCUGGACUUGUGGAGAUAGUAGCACCAUGGCACUAUACGACUUUAAUGUGGAAGAACAUCUCAAAGAAGGACAACCAAGUCAAUAUCCUAGUCGAAUCGUGCCACUCAAGACAAUCACAACAAAUUCCGGAAACAAGCCAGCAGAUAUAACAGUGUCAACAAGUGGAGAUCUUAUUUAUACUCAUUAUGAGGAUAGAACUGUUAACAUUGUGAAGAAUGAAAAGACAAAUAUAGAGGAGCUAAUCAGAUUACAAAACUGGAAACCCCAGGGUAUCUUUAGUACUUUUUCUGGUGAGCUGCUUAUUAUCAUGGAAAGUUAUGACAAGAACCCAUCCAAACAAACAAAGGUAGCCCGAUACUCUGGCUCCACAGAGAUACAAUCCAUACAGUUUGAUGAUGAAGGUAAUCCUCUAUUCUCAUCUACUGGAUCUGAUAAAUACAUAUGCGAGGAUAGGAACCUGGAUAUCUGUGUGACUGACUGUGGAGCUAAAGCAGUAGUGGUGGUUAAUCAGGCCGGUAAAAUGAGAUUCAGAUACAAUGGACAUAUUUUUGCUCCGAAAGGUAAACCAUUCAAUCCAAAAGGAAUCACUACAGACAGCCAGGGUCACAUACUUUCAUGCGAUGAAACCAAUUGCUGUGUUCACAUCAUAAAUGAGAAUGGACAAUUCCUACGUUACAUACACUGUAAAGAUUUUCAUCCGAAUGGAUUGUGUACAGAUACAGAUGACAAUCUGUUUCUAACUGGUUAUAUAGAAUGUCGGUAUGUAACUUAUAAAAACCAUAUGAAGAAAAUCGAAUACCUGCAUUGA
This is a messenger RNA of Saccostrea cuccullata (small rock oyster), 1269 nucleotides long. RefSeq lists its product as uncharacterized. NCBI's taxonomy places the organism in Eukaryota, Metazoa, Mollusca, Bivalvia, Ostreida, Ostreidae. The transcript is spliced from 2 exons. Gene Ontology annotation, biological process: proteasome-mediated ubiquitin-dependent protein catabolic process; negative regulation of translation; protein polyubiquitination. The record is from RefSeq and is a predicted model, not a curated record. Gene Ontology annotation, molecular function: ubiquitin protein ligase activity; zinc ion binding; translation repressor activity. Bases 1 to 1269 code for a protein of 422 amino acids.